Nematocida ausubeli is the source of this 981-nucleotide messenger RNA. RefSeq lists its product as uncharacterized. Lineage: Eukaryota; Fungi; Microsporidia. Gene Ontology annotation, molecular function: ATP binding; protein serine/threonine kinase activity. Gene Ontology annotation, biological process: endocytosis; peptidyl-serine phosphorylation; signal transduction. The transcript has a single exon. Gene Ontology annotation, cellular component: cytoplasm; nucleus. The coding region runs from base 1 to 981 and encodes 326 amino acids. The record is from RefSeq and is a predicted model, not a curated record.
AUGAACUUAAAGAGUGUUCUCAUUGGAAAGUAUAAAAUCCUGGGCAAAAUAGGAUCCGGUGCCUUUGGAGAUAUCUACGAAGGAGAGUGCCAAGAGACCGGGAAAAAAGUGGCAAUAAAAAUAGAAAAGAAGCCAGGAUCCUCCCAAUUGUCAUAUGAGAAGUGUAUCUAUAAGAUGCUCAAGACGGACAGUAAUUAUAUUCCUGCAAUUUACCAGUCAGGCACUCUGAACAUGUCAGACACAAAGAGGUCCUUCUUAGUGAUGGAUCUGCUAGGGCCUUCUCUCGAGUCUCUUUUUAACUACUGCGAAAGAAAGUUCUCCCUGAAAACAGUUCUUAUGCUCGCAGAGAUGCUCAUAACCCGAAUAGAAUUCCUGCAUUAUAAGCACAUAGUGCAUAGAGAUAUAAAGCCAGAUAACUUUCUGUUUGGGAUAUCCGGGGACAGCAAGGAAUUAGGCGAGUCCCUGUCCAAGAACGCCUUCUUUAUAGUGGACUUUGGCUUGGCGUAUGUAUACCGUACGUCAAAUUACACGCACAAGCCAAUGACCACGAAAAACAAGCUGCUGGGAACUGUAAGGUAUGUCUCGCUGCACACGCACAAUGGAAUAAACCAAAGCAGGCGGGACGACUUGGAGUCUUUGGCAUACAUGCUGAUAUACUUCAUGAAGGGAAAGCUUCCCUGGCAGAGCGUCAAGUCAGAAACAAAGGAGAUGCGGUACGGAAUAAUAGGAAUGAUAAAGCAAACAAUAGGAAUAGAUAAAUUGUGCAGCGGAAUAGACCCUGCAUUCCAUGAAUUUUUAGAAUACACCAGGCGGUUAGACUAUGAUGAAAUGCCAGAUUAUUUGUACAUUAAGCGCAUAUUCAGCAAUGCCAUGAUCCAAAACAACUUCGUGUACGACUUUAAUUUUGAUUGGUACUUGAGAUAUAAAGAGACAAAUGAGCCCAUAAAGAGAUGCAUGAAGGGACCAAAGGCCUGUCCGUAA